AUGACUGUUUACUCUACUCUUCUCCUGGCUGCGGCUGGGCUCGCCGCCGCCGAUAAGCUGGCGGCCAUGAACCUCGGCGAGGCCAGUGGUCGAGGCAUCACCGUCGCCGCUCCUGGUUCAUCAGACUUCGGCGUCCAUUCCCCCUUCGGCGUCCACUCCCUUUCCGAUGGCUGUGGCAUCGGAAUGACUACCUGUGAUUCCAACUGCAUGCCCCUGACCGGUAUUUGCUGCGGACUUGGUUCGGGAGCCUACUGCGAUAUCGGCUACACGUGUGAGUCGGACGGAUGUUGUCCUGUUGGCAAGGUCUGUACUGGACCUCCCACGGGCUGUGAGGGCGAUCGUGAUCUUUGUGGCGAGUUUUGUGUACCUAAGGGCACUUGCUCAAGCGGUGGAGGUGGAGGUGGUGGUGGAGGCAGCGGAGGUGGUGAUGGCGGCUGUCCUACCGGAUACGAAGCGUGCGACGACGAAUGUAUGCCCACUGGUUCAGUCUGCUGCCACAAUGGAUAUCACUGCGAUGCUGGACAAACAUGUACGGCCGACUUCAAAUGCCGGAUCGGUAGUGGUGGAGGAGGCGGUGGCAGCGGAGGAGGCAGCGGCGGCGAUGGCGGUGAUGACCAGACUACUUCCAGAGGAGGAUCCAGCGGUUCUCAAACCACCUACAGUCUCUCGCCCAACCCUGAGCCUACUGCUACGUCUUCUACCGAGUCGAACCCCUUUGGCGGCGAUGAUGCUACCACUACCAGUCAAGACAGCUUCCCUGAGCCUACUCAGCCUCCUGCCACCACCUCUAGCAGCAGCAGCAGCAGCAGUGGCGGUAGCAACGGCGGCUCCAGCGGCGGUAGCAGUGGUAGCAGCAGUGGUGGCAGCAAUGGAGGCAACGGAGGCAGCGGUGGCUCAAUCGUCGCUCCCAGCAUCCUCGUUGGCCUCCUUGCCCUCGUCCCCUUUGUUCUAUAAACGGGCUUCUUCAUCGUGGUGUUCAGGGGUACCAAACACGCAGCCAUCAACCGCAAAUACGGACCGAUGUUGGCGAUAUACGAGAGUGAAGGACAUGAUCUGGUAAUGAUAAUAAUGGAAUACAAUGUUGGUGGAACGGAAAUUGAAAUUGAAAUGAUACCUUUUUUUCUUUUCUUAUAUACUUGGGAGAAAUCGAGGGGCUGUGUCGGACUUUGACGCCCCCGAAUAGCCAUUAGAUAUAUAUACGCGAUUCUAAUGCAUUAAUUACCUUCACGU
Messenger RNA from Trichoderma harzianum CBS 226.95, 1230 nucleotides. RefSeq lists its product as hypothetical. Lineage: Eukaryota; Fungi; Ascomycota; Sordariomycetes; Hypocreales; Hypocreaceae. The coding region runs from base 1 to 954 and encodes 317 amino acids. The transcript has 2 exons. The record is from RefSeq and is a predicted model, not a curated record.